GAAGCGGAAGCGGCCCCGGUGGCCGUCUGUCCCUUGGAGUUCUGUGUCUGUGUGUGUGAGAGAGAGAGUGAAAGUGAAAGAGAAAAAGAAGGAAAAGGAAAGAAGCGCAGACAGAAACAACACAGAGUGGGAGAGUGGGAGCAGAGGCUGUGGUUCUGGUCCGUGCGAGUUCCCGGGGGCGUUAUUCUGAGAGGAUGGAGCUGAAAUGGUGGCGUGGGGCCAGCGCACAGAGUCUGCCAACUGUCUUUGUACAAUAACACUUCAGUCCAAGUCAAGGGAGAACUCGCAGAGAGCUAUGUCUACACCUCGGGACUGAUGCACCAAUUUCUGCUUUGAGACGGCAACACACAGCUCAGCAAGGAUGUUCAGUGCCACACAAACCUCGAAGUUGCAGUUUCUGGACAGUGCUCGUGCAGCUCGAGAGGAGAGGAAAGGACAGAAGGAGCGGGAGCGAGCGGCCAUUCACAUCCAGGCGGUCGUCAGGAGAUUCCUCUGCAGAUGCCGGCUUCUUAGAGAAAUAAGGAAUGAAAUCGAUGAUUUUUUGGGCCCAAACGAAACUAAUUCAUCCAGAAAAAAUGCACUUUCUAUAUUCAAACUCACUAGGAAACUGCUCUUCGUGUUCCACAUUAAGCAAGAUAAAGAGAGACUUGGGAAGCUGUGUCGCUGUAUUCUCAACAGCAUGGAAGCCGAGAAUGAGCCCAAGGUCUGGUACGUUUCGUUAGCACUUUCAAAGGAACUGACCAUGUUGUGGAUCAAACAGGUCAAGGACUUGCUGUGGCUCUGCAGUAAGCUCUUGAAACAACUGAAGCCCGAUAUGAUGCAGGACACAAAGCACAUCACGCUGCACCUCACCAUGUUAGUCACCUUCACGGACACCUCGACGUGGAAAAUCCUGAGAGGAAAAGGGGAAGCAAUGAGACCCGCUAUGAACCACAUCUGUGCCAACAUCAUGGGUCACCUCAACCAGAAGGGAUUUUAUACUGUGCUACAGUUACUAUUAACAAACGGGCUAGCAAGGAGCAAGCCAUCCCUGUCUAAAGGCACUUUAACAGCCAUCUUCUCUCUCUCUUUACGUCCAGUGAUCGCAGCCCAUUUCUCGGACAACCUGCUCCGUUCGUUCUUGCUGCACAUCAUGUCAGUCCCAGCCUUAGUCACGCAUCUCUCUACCAUCGUGCCUGAGUGCAUGGCCAUGGUGCAUUCGCAGGAGCUGCUGCUAAAAUUCAUCCUGUUUCUGAGCCGGGAAGAGCAAUGCAGUGACAUCUGUGUGUGCUUGGAGGGCAGCCACUCUCUCUGCCUGCUGGGGAACCUGAUCCAGCUGGCUUACCUGUCGGAGAAAGUGCUGGAGGAGGAGACGAAUCACUUUGUCAGUGUGCUCACAGCCAUGCUCUCGUACUGCCAGAAGUACGUCGCGCAGAAGAAGUCAAACCUGACUCACUGGCACCCGGUGCUGGGCUGGUUCUCUCAGACUGUGGAUUACGGGUUGAAUGAAGCCAUGCCGCUGGUCACCAGGCAGCUGCAGUACCUGUGGGGGGUCCACAUCAUUCGCACUCUGUUCCACGACGUGCUGAGCAAGAAACUGCCCGAGAGCCAAGACUCGAUGCACGUACAAGCCUCACUCUCCAGCCUUCCCAACAACAUGCAGGUCAAAAAUCUCUUCAAACGAGCCUUCCAGAAGUCUGCUUCCAUGAGGAACAUCCUGAAGCCGGUGGGCGGGAAGCGAGUGGACUCGGCCGAGGUGCAGAAAGUGUGCAGCAUCUGCGUGCUGUACCAGAUGGCACUCACCACCCUCACCCAGAUCCGCCUACAGAUCCUCACAGGGUUAACCUAUUUAGACGACUUAUUGCCCAAACUGUGGGCUUUCAUCUGCGAGCUCGGACCCCAGGGGGGGCUGAAGCUGUUCCUCGAGUGCCUGAACAACGACACGGAAGAGUCCAAGCGGCUUCUCGCUAUGCUCAUGCUGUUUUGCGACUGUUCCCGGCACCUCAUCACGAUCCUGGAUGACAUUGAAGUAUACGAGGAGCAGGUGUCCUUUAAACUGGAAGAACUGGUCACGAUCUCUUCUUUCCUCAACUCGUUUGUGUACAAGAUGGUCUGGGAUGGCCUGCUGGAGAACGCGAAAGGGGAACAACUGGAGCUGUUUCAUUCAGUGCUCGGGUGGCUGAUGACGCUGUACGAGCGAGACUGCAGGCGACGUUUUUCUCCUGAGGAUCACUGGCUGCGCAAGGACCUGAAACCGGGCCUGCUGUUCCAGGACUUGGAUAAAGGGAAGAAGAGAGCUCAGUUACUGCUGCAGUACAUCCCUCACAUCAUUCCCCACAAAAAUAGAGUGCUGCUUUUCCGGAACAUGGUGACGAAGGAGAAGGAAACCUUGGGUUUAGUGGAGACGAGCUCAGCCUCUCCUCACGUCAUCCACAUCACCAUUCGCAGAUCCCGCAUGUUAGAGGAUGGUUACGAGCAGUUGAGGCAGCUUCCUGUCAACACUAUGAAGGGCGUCAUCCGGGUGAAGUUUGUGAACGACCUGGGAGUUGAUGAGGCUGGCAUCGAUCAGGACGGGGUCUUCAAGGAAUUCUUGGAAGAAAUUAUCAAGAAAGUCUUUGAUCCAGCGCUGAACCUCUUCAAGACGACCAGCGGAGAUGAGCGACUGUUCCCGUCCCCCACCUCCUACAUCCAUGAGAACCACCUGCAGCUCUUUGAAUUUGUGGGCAAGAUGCUGGGAAAAGCCAUCUACGAGGGAAUAGUUGUGGAUGUGCCCUUUGCUUCCUUCUUCCUCAGUCAGGUUCUUGGACAUCACCACAGUGCGUUAUACAGCUCGAUCGAUGAACUCCCCUCUCUGGAUUCAGAGUUCUACAAAAACCUCACCUCCAUCAAGCGUUACGAUGGCGAUAUCAGUGAUCUGGGGCUGACCUUAUCCUACGACGAGGACGUCAUGGGUCAGCUGGUCUGUCAUGAGCUGGUUCCUGGUGGCAAGACGAUGGGAGUGAUCAAUGAGAACAAAAUCAGCUACAUCCACCUCAUGGCUCAUUUCCGCAUGCACACCCAGAUCAAGGAUCAGACGGCCGCCUUUAUCCGAGGCUUUCGCUCCAUCAUUAAUCCAGAGUGGCUCCGCAUGUUCUCAACCCCCGAAGUGCAGCGCUUGAUCGCCGGGGACAAUGCCGAGAUCGACCUGGAGGACCUCAAGAAGCAAACCGUGUAUUACGGCGGUUUCCAUGGCAGCCACCGGGUCAUUACCUGGCUGUGGGACAUUCUGGCGCAUGACUUCACACCCGAGGAGCGAGCCAUGUUUCUGAAGUUUGUCACCAGCUGCUCUCGACCUCCACUCCUGGGUUUUGCCUACCUCAAACCCCCCUUCUCCAUCCGCUGUGUGGAGGUAUCGGAUGAUCAGGACACGGGGGACACCCUGGGCAGUGUGCUGAGGGGUUUCUUCACCAUCAGAAAGAAGGAGCCGGGCGGACGUUUGCCGACCUCUUCCACCUGCUUCAACCUCCUCAAACUCCCCAACUACAGCAAGAAAAGCAUCCUGCGGGAGAAACUGCGCUAUGCAAUCAGUAUGAACACGGGAUUCGAGCUUUCCUAGCCUCCGGGAGGACCCUGCGUGCGAGCGCGCGUGCGUGUACGCGCUUGCUUGCGUAGGUAAACAUGCAAAGGGACUUCUGCUACAGAAGCUGCCCCCGGCCACACGACAAGCAGUCAAUGACGGAUCAUUUUGAUUCCCCUUAACUGAAGGAAGCGACGAGGAUUCGGGGUACAAGCCGGAUGUCCAAGGGUCUCAAACGUAAGAUUAACGGGACUGGAAGGGUUAGCAGGUUAUUGCUGAUCUGUGUGCCACCUGAGAUAGCUGUGGAUGUGGGUGACUUGGGGCUCUCUGGCUCAGUGUGGUCAAAGUCCUGCUUUACACUAAUUGACCGGACCUGAUAAUUAACCCUUUGUAGGGUGGUUGCACUUCCCUUCUCCCCCCCCUCCCCACCCCCCAAAAAUCCCUGAAUCUGCAAUGUUUCCAGGAAACUCUUUCAGGGAUGCCGUGAUUUAGGAAACGUCAUUGAGGAGGUAAGCCGGGGAGAGGGGAGGGGGUGCCAACGUUUUUCUAAUUGUAUUGCAUUAAUGGGAAAUUGAUUCCAAAUCAUUUUUGCAGGCGUUCGUUAAAACAAAAAGGCCCAGAAAGGCGAGCGGUCCUGGUGUUUCUGCGGCUGAAACGGUUAAAGUGAUGGUUAGCCCAGAUUGGCUUAGUUGCUGCUCUUCCCCCAUCCCCACAUUGCCAGCAGCACACAGACAAGUAGACAGGGUCAACUGCUGUGAUACCUUGCUCUUAGGUGCAGAAUGAAUGUCAAAUUGACCCCAUGGUGGGCAAACAGGUAACAAGACGAGGAAAUUCCAGAGAUAGGUUAUUGGAAUGGAAUGCAAAUCAUAGCAAGUAGUGGCCAACUCACUGUCAAUGGCUCCUUUAGUUUCCAUGUUGACUUCUAUCUGAUGUGUGGCUCAGAUCAGAAAUUGAGUGCGUGUGUGUGUGUGUGUAUAUAUAUAUAUAUUUGUUUUUUUGGGGGGGAAGGGGGGAAUCUAACUUGCCCUUUCAUUGGAUUGCAGUGAAGCUCUUUAAGACGUCUCAAUGACAUGAUAAGGCGCUAUAUAUCAAAUGCAAGGAUUAUUAUUAUUAUUUGCAUCAACAAGUUUGGCGCAAUUGUCUAAACUGCAUCCUCUACUAAUGUGCUACUGUUUCACCUCAUCUCAACCUGUCUGCCACACAGGUUGAACCUCAGGAAAUGAACGUCAGGCUUUCUCAAGCCAUUGAUUAAUCUGUUGACACUCACUGCCGCCUUGUGUGGGAUAAAUUGUUUUACAAAUUCUCCAGUGUCGAAGCCUGGAGUUAGUAGGUGGCAGUAAUGGUUCUUUGACCUUCACAGAACCUUUAUCAUCAGUUUCGCCAUCAAUCAGUUCAAAUAAAAUUCAGCCACAGUUUGAAUCUCUAUAGAGCCUGACAGAUUUCCUCACAAGCAUCUUGAGUGUGUAUAUUUUGUGUGUUGGGCUGUCUCAUCUAUUCCGGCCCUUUCCUUGGAUUUGUACAGUAAAAAAAAUCAGGAAAUUAUUUAUACUUUAGAAUGGUGUAAGCACAAUUUGUGUUCAUGUCUUCGGAGCAAUUCUCUACCCCUCCAUUAUUACUAUCCCUUCUUCCCUCACCUGCCCUGUAAUGCACCAGCAUCUUUCAGGAAGAAAACUACAUAGGCUAAUGAUAUGGUUGUUAUCACUAACGAGAUACUGCAAUAUAUGGAACGGACUUGGUAAAGAAAUAAAACCAGAUAAUGCUGGAGAAAUACAGAGGAAUGUUGACCUUUGAAGGGAUGUUUCUGGGAUCCGAGGAGAUUCUAACCUGACUGGCUCUAUUUCUCCAGCAUUUUCUUUUAUAAUCCCUGUAACGGUAUUUGGUCCUUUUUAAUGUUGCUAAAGUAAGGGAGCGAUCAGAUGACUAGGACAGCCUUUGUUCUACCUUUUCUUUCUGUAAAAUAAUCGAGUGUGUGGUUUAACUGGCAUAGAAAGACUUGUUGCACUAUGUAAAACCCCAGCCAACUUAUCACACAUCUAAUGUACAGCAACAGUGAUUAAAAAGCGGACUUCUCUCCUCGCUGCUUGUAUUAUAACAAUCUUACUCAUUCUUCAAUUGUAACUAGUUAAUUGUACUGUAUUAAUUGCAAAUGUUUGAAAUAUCUGUGCACUACAAAUUUAAAUUGUGUGUAUGUUUUUUUUAUUAAAAUGCAGUAAACUCUG
Callorhinchus milii (elephant shark) is the source of this 5754-nucleotide messenger RNA. It is a transcript of the gene ube3b, whose product is annotated as ubiquitin protein ligase E3B. Gene Ontology annotation, biological process: ubiquitin-dependent protein catabolic process; protein polyubiquitination. Bases 362 to 3574 code for a protein of 1070 amino acids. The transcript is spliced from 28 exons. Lineage: Eukaryota; Metazoa; Chordata; Chondrichthyes; Chimaeriformes; Callorhinchidae. Gene Ontology annotation, molecular function: protein binding; ubiquitin protein ligase activity. The record is from RefSeq and is a predicted model, not a curated record.